AUGGAUGAGGCCAUGCCAGAAGAGGGCGCCGCAGAGAAUGAUGCAUAUUUGGGAUACACCAGCAUGUUUCCUUACUUGGAAGAUAAUGCUGUUGCAAGAAGUUCCGAAGCCACCGGCCCUGCACCUCUUGCUAAUAGACAGCCUUGCGUACCAUCUGAAGUACAUCCAGAGCCAGAACCCAUUGUCGCGCAUCUUCUCGACCUCUUUUGGCAGUGGCAGGCGCCUCAUUUGCUCGCGAUCGAUCGCGACUUGUUUGUCCGCCAUCGGAAGCUUUGGGACGACAGUGGAGGCCAAGGCGACCGCAAUUUCUACUCUCCUACUCUACUGUACGCGAUACUUUCGCUGGCUUCGAUGAUCAGUCUUGAUAAGGGUGUUGUGCGUUACUCUGCAUCAUCUGGCGGACUUGCUGGCGACAAUUUUGCGACAAGUGCGUGUCAGCUGCUUGACUUAGAGCUUGAGCACCCAACCAUCACAACAGUCCAAACAGCCUUGAUCCUGGGCUCUAGGUUUGAGGCAGCAGGGCAUACCUCUCUGGGCUGGAUGUACAGUGGAUAG
This is a messenger RNA of Colletotrichum siamense, 555 nucleotides long. Its product is annotated as putative transcriptional regulatory protein. The coding region runs from base 1 to 555 and encodes 184 amino acids. Gene Ontology annotation, biological process: DNA-templated transcription. Gene Ontology annotation, molecular function: DNA binding; zinc ion binding. The record is from RefSeq and is a predicted model, not a curated record. NCBI's taxonomy places the organism in Eukaryota, Fungi, Ascomycota, Sordariomycetes, Glomerellales, Glomerellaceae. The transcript is spliced from 2 exons.